Messenger RNA from Bombina bombina (fire-bellied toad), 2459 nucleotides. It is a transcript of the gene DNAJB9, whose product is annotated as DnaJ heat shock protein family (Hsp40) member B9. NCBI's taxonomy places the organism in Eukaryota, Metazoa, Chordata, Amphibia, Anura, Bombinatoridae. The record is from RefSeq and is a predicted model, not a curated record. Gene Ontology annotation, molecular function: misfolded protein binding; protein-folding chaperone binding. The transcript has 3 exons. Bases 91 to 747 code for a protein of 218 amino acids. Gene Ontology annotation, cellular component: endoplasmic reticulum.
CUGGUGGUAGAGUAGGUGGGGCUGAUUGGUAUCGCUAAUAAGUACUUUCUGCUGUAGGUCAUUGGGUAGCUGUCUGCUGGGGUUUCAGUUAUGGCAUCGGCUCAAUCUGUUGUCACAUUUGCAGUUUGUAUUUUAUUAAUAUCAGAAGUAAUACUUGCAAAAAGGACUUAUUAUGACAUUUUGGGGGUUCCAAAAAAUGCCUCCGAGAGACAGAUCAAAAAAGCUUUUCACAAACUUGCAAUGAAAUACCACCCUGACAAAAACAAGAGCCCGGAUGCAGAAGCAAAGUUUCGUGAAAUAGCUGAAGCAUAUGAGACCCUUUCAGAUGAGAAUAAAAGGAAAGAGUAUGACCAGUUUGGCCAUGAUGCUUUUACAAACAGUGGAAGAGGAAGCAGUGACCAACAUUUCCACUCACAUUUUAACUUUGAUGAUCUCUUCAAAGACUUUGACUUCUUUGGUGAUAGCCAAAGCAGCAGAUCCAAAAGGCACUUUGAAAACCAUUUCAAAAGCCACCAAGACUCUCAAAGGCACAGACGGCACUUUGAUGACUUCUCAUUUGGUGGUGGACUCUUUAAUGACAUGUUUGAAGACAUGGAAAAAAUGUUUACAUUUGGUGGUUUUGAUGGUGUGCGAAGGCCCAAUGUGAGAACUGAAAAUGUCUUCCAUGGUUCCAGCAAGCAUUGUAGAACAGUCACCCAGCGUAGAGGCAACAUGGUCACCACCUAUACAGACUGUUCAGGCCAAUAACCUUUUUCUUUAGUCUGAUUAUAUAAAAUCAAACUGCAACUAUGAACUAAUUUAUUUGAAAUAUCUAGGAUUUGAAGCUACCUUUACAGAGCGUGCAACAAUAAUUUAGUCUCUGAAGGCAUUGGUAAUUUCAGCUAGUGCGUUCAGAGUGGAACAUAUAUGCCCUUAAAUAAACUAAACUAAGUAAGGUGCUAUGUAAGAACAGCAUUGUAAGAACAAUUAUUUAUUUUAGGGUUUUGUAAAGAGAAACUGGCAUAAGUGUUGCAAUUGAAAAUGCUGAACAAUGGUCUUAAUCAGGCAUACUCCUAUUUGAACAUAAGACUUCAUGGAAAGUAAUAUUAAUUUGAAAAGCUCAUGGUCCCUAUAUUUGAUUAAAAAAGCCACUCUGCCUUGCUCCUAAAGCAUGUGUAAGUUGUACCCCUCUUGCAUGGAUGGUCAUUGUAUUUUCACACACAAAAAUGCAGUGUAAAUUUAAAUUAUAGCGCUGUGGAAUCUGUUGGCGCUCUACAAAUAACCAAUUAUAAAUUGCAUGCAGAUUUUCUAUUUCCUUAAUCCUUUUUAUUACCAAUUCUAAGUUUAUACAAUGGCAGUAUUCUUCAGGGAUGCAAACAUUUUUAAGAAUUUAAGUAUAUAUAAGCAGGAGUAAAUAAUACAAAUGUACCCAGUCUACUUAAAUCAUCUCAGAUUAUGAAAUCCUUCUGUUGUCAUUGGCAACAGAAUUUGGUCACCCCAGAUAUGCUGUCUACUAGUUAAGACAAAUAUUUUGGAUAUAUUUUUAAAUACACUACUUUAGCAUCACCUGCUGGUGGAAAAAUAUACUGCAAGGUGUCCAGAUUUAAAUUGCACAAAACAGAAUAGUGUGAUUUUGCAGAAGUUAGAGCUUUAAUAUAUAGUUGUUCAGUUAACAGCCUGGGUUGAAUACCAUGACAGAUUAAACUGGUAUAUAAACUCCUACUACUGCAGUGGGGGGCCCUUUUUAUUGAUUUCUAGAAUUUUAUACUUUUGUUGUAGAUGGGGGGAUCUUAGUUUGCUUCUGUUACAUGAUAUGAUCCAAAAUUAUGCUAGUGAGAACAGUUGGUGUUUACCAAACUUCUUUCCUUGGUGUGUCACUAUCUCCAUAAGAAACCACUGCAAUUUUUAUAAUUCUCUGAAUAUUUAAAUACAAUCUCAUGCAUCCAUAUGUGGGAAUACAAUUGCCAUCCAACUCUCAUGCAUUGUGUGUUUGGCUGUACAGUAUAAUUUUCCUAUCCCUGAUGCAUCUCCUAACUUAACACUUUCCUGCAACAAAUCCCUUUUUUUUUUUUUUAAUUUUAUUUCUUUAUUUAAUGCUAAUUCACACGAGUUGCCUCUAACAGUUUUCUUUAGUUGAAACCAUGUUCUAUAGACCAUGUGACACUCUUCCCCUUUUAAUACUAAAAUGUUUAGUACUUGACGGUUUUAUACAGCUUCCAUUGUAUAAUAGAAGCAAUAUCUUUUUUUGCCAGUUCUUGUGAAACUUGUCUGAAAUGUGCAAUAUUUUUCCAGUUCAACAAAUGUGCUUUUGUUUGUGGACCAGAUGUUAUAUUUUUGUGCUUUUUCUGUUUUAGUAUUUUAAUUGUUCUGCACUUUUCCCUUGGCAUACUCCAUAUGCAUAUUAAUCCUAUGGAUAAUACAAAUGCCACUUGUCCUAACUCAUGUAAUGAGUGUAAUAAAACAUUUUAAUGCUGUAAAAA